This is a messenger RNA of Prorocentrum cordatum, 5070 nucleotides long. NCBI's taxonomy places the organism in Eukaryota, Dinophyceae, Prorocentrales, Prorocentraceae. The record is from the annotation of a GenBank genome assembly.
AUGGGUCCGAAACAGCGGCCGACGAGCUGCUCCCUCGAGGCCCAUAUGCUGCGAAAGUGCCAGUACGGAAGGAGGUGCCAGUGCAGUUUCUGGGGAUGCAUCGACUCUUACUUGGAGGGGCCAGCGGCACAUCAGCCGGCCACCGACGCGACCGAGUACGAGUGCAGUUUCACGCUCGAGGCGAUCGAGUUCCUAGGUGAGGACUUCCUCCUGUCCAUGGGUUCGGUCGAGAAGGAAUUGUCCGAAGCGAUCGAGCCCUUCGAUGCAAACCCCCCCUCGCCCACGAGUUCGAUCGGGCAGGAGGCUUUCGACCAGGGCAGCCUCAAGGCAGACGCGCCCUGCACGGGCUAUCGGCCACGCGGCGGGGACAGACGCAGCACCACAUGCCACGGCCCACCGUCGGGGUGGGAAGACCCGCUCUACGGAGGCGGCGGGAAAAGCGGCAGCAGGACCACGCAGCGGGUCCGGGCCGAGAAGCUGCGGGCGCAGGACCCGCUCCAGAGGGCGCAGAGCGUCGCCGCGGUCGCUGCCGAGCCGCAGCGGGCGCCGACGGGCCCGCGCCAGGGCGAGGGCGCGCCCCCCGCGGGCCCGCGCGCGGAGGCGCGGCCACCGACGGCCACCAGCACGAAGCCCCGGCGCGAGAGGCGCCGGCGGGGGGACAGCCCGAGCAUCUCCGGGCUGCGCCCCCUGACGGCCACCGUGGACAGCGGCCAGGAGGUCACGCAGACCCAGGUUAUCUCCGAGCCCCAGGAGGUCAUCUCGACCAUCACCUCCGGAGCGCCGCCCUCGGCGCUGGAACCCAGUCCGAAGGGCCCCAUCGCCAUCCUGGCGGCCACCCGCGCGGAGUACGAGCAGUGCGAGCGCGAGCGGGAGGCCUUCGGGAAUCGCCAGAAUAUCACCUACGUCGUCUUGGACAUCAACGGGUCCGACUCGGUCCUCCUCGAGGGUCAGCGGGGCUCCCGCUCGUCGGCCAAGGCCAGUAUCACCUACCUCAGCGACUCCGCGCCGAAACGCGCGGGGCUCCACUCCUCCAUGAAAGACGACGAGCUAGUCGCCACCACCAAGCUGAAGAUGGUCAACUUCCGGAUCACGAUCUCCACGGAGUUCGCCGAUGAGACUCUCUUCCACGUGGCCUCCGCGGAGCCGCAGACCACUCCCGCCCUCGUCCUCGGGGAUGACCUGGCGGAGCGCGCGCUGCGCGCCCGCGGUGCCAUCGCCUACGAGGCGGAGGUCGCGCGCAUCGCGCCGACGACCGAGGCCAACGCCGACUCCUUCGGGAAGGCCGACGCCAUCAAAAGGCACGUGCGCAGUGCCCCCGCGAACCUGAUCACCGCCCGGGACCUCACCACCUGGGCCACCGAGCGCGGCUUCCAGAACGUCACCGGCGCUGCCCGGGCAGGCGCCCGCGCGUGGACCCUCUACGGGGGCACGCCGGCGGGCGCGGUUGCCACCGCCCACGCUUCCGCGUCUGGGGCCAUCGUGUCUCGGGCUUUCUCGAAGAACGGCGCCUCCGCCAAGGCCGCCCGCCAGGACGCCCCCAUGGGCGCUGCUGCGGCCGCCGCCGCGGUCCCGGAGGACACGGAUGCCGCCUGGGCCAGGAUGGCUGGGACCGCCCCCCACGAGGCGGAGCUCGCCGCCAAGCAUGCCAAGGGCGAGAACGGCAAGCCGGCCCAGGCGCUCGCCGCCCUCGCGCCGUCCAAGUCGACCCCGAAAACCGGCGACUUCAAGCCCGGAGGUCUGCUUCAGGCCAACAUUCGCCUCGCCGCUCAGGCGCAGGCCCUCAAGAAGCUGUUCAAGGCGACCGAGGAGGACGCUGACAAGAUUGGUACCACGGGGACGCCCGCCUAUUCCCUGGCAGCCCGCCUCGUCGCCAAAGCCACCAACUGUGACAUCCACGCGUGGUCUCGCACACCGGGCGUCGAGAAAAGGGCGCUCUACGGCCGCGAGCAGGGAGCAAAGCCACGCCUGAAGGAGAUCUGGCCGAAGUUGGACGACCUCAACAACAAAUGGCUCCAGCCGAAGCCCGAGCACACUGAGACGGUCGAGUACCGCCAGACCUUCGAGGGCUGGCCCCGCCUCGACCCCGAGGCCAUGUCCACCCUGGGCCCCCCCGCCCCUUCCAGCGCGGCGGCCGCGACCCGGGCGCCCAAGCGCCGCCCCGCGGCAGCGCUCUCCCAGGGGGCCCGCAGCACCCUGGGCCUCGAUACCGGCGCCCCUGACGACGCCGAGGCCACCGCAGCACGCGUCAAAGGCUGCGGGCAGUGGACGCCGCCCGCGCCACCCCCGCACCUCUCGAGGAGCCAAGCCUCCGCCUGGCGUCACCACAAGGCCACCGUCCACUGGCGGGAGUGCCAGGGCGCUCCGCCCCCCAAGCUGAAGGACCAACCCGCCGCCAUCAGCCGCAGCGCCAUUCAAGCCCCUGGGCCCGGCCCUCCUUCCGCGAGGCCCGCCGCGCCAAGCCAUUCAAAGCCCACCUGGACUGAGGACUGGAAAGCGGCCCUCCCCGCGAGCGUCCAGCCCAGCGUGCGCAGCCCUGACGAGAACACGGUUUCUUCCCACGUUCCCAAGAGCGGCGGCAUCCAGCACCGCUUCACGUGCUCCAUGCGCACCAAGACCACCAACCUGAUCCAAUUCAGGAACGACCCAUGCCGGGCCAGGCCCGCCACCAUGACGCGCUUGACCACGCCCACGGCCAUGCGCGAGGAGGAGGCAGCCAUCAAGGUCCACGAGGCGGAGCGGAAGAGCGGCAAACGGUUCCUCAAGACGCACGGCGAGCGGCGGAAGGAGCUCUACAAGGAGCGGCACUCCGACCCGGCACAGCGCGAGAUCAAGCGGAAGAACGACAGGAUCCGCAGGGAGAGGCACCACUCCGACCCCGUGAUCCGACAGCGGGUCGCCCGCCAGAAGCACGCGAGCCGGCUCCGCCGCGAGGCCGCCGAGGCCAAGAAGCGGCCGGCCGCUGCCUGCAGACGGCGCCCACCCGCCGUAGACCCCCUGUACGGCGGGGGGGACAAGACGGGGGAGACGGAGCUGCAGGUCGCCACCCUCCAUGUCACGAGCCUCCGCGCGGACCGCUUGGAGGAGAUGUUGGUUUUCCCUGCACUUCUGCCGCGGUGCCUCACCGGGGACCUGAAUUGGCACCCCUCCUACGAGAACGCGUUGCCCGAGCACGCCUUCCUGCGCCCUGCGACCAAGCCCACCACCGUGGCCGAGACGAGCCCUACGAGGGCCAUGGGUACCAGCAUGGAGCUUAAGUUGAAGGACGUUUCCUUCCUCCCCCUCAUCCCGCACCACGGCCUGGUGGUCUUCCCCACCAAGAUCGCCAGCCCCAAUGUGCAGGUUACAAGCACGCGCCGCACCACGCGGUUCAAGCUCGACUCCGGCACCAUCCUGCUGCCGAGCGACGUCGAGGAGCUGCAGAGCGAGAUCAACGCCCCCCCCCCCGUCUGCGAGGCCGCCGCCCCCCUCCCUGAGAGAUGGUCGCGGUGGCAUGCCCGGGCCGAGGGCACUCUGACGGCAGCUGCGGAGCGCGGAUGGCCACUGCGGGACGGCGCUGCCGAGAGGGGGAAGGGACCCCUCCCUACCUCACGCAAGGUGGCCACAACCCCGGCGGCGCGGCCCUCCGAGCCGAUGGAGCUCAUCCGUCUCAAACGUCUUGGUCGGCGCAUGGCGCACCAGCUCCGCGACCAUGCAUGCGAGCUCCUGUCUGGCCCCAUCCUGGACCAGCACGUCGACAACGCCCUCCGGGGCCGGCUCACUGCUGGCCCCCGCGGCCGGCCAACGCACGCGGAGGCGCACGCCCAGGUCUCCAAGGCCGUCUCGGCGAUCCAGCGGGACCUCAUGAAGGAGCGCCGCACGGAGUGGUGGCGCCUGUUCCAGCAUUAUUAUCCAGAGACGUGGCGCGCAGCCACGGCAGAGGUCCAUGGCCCCUCGGAGUGCCCCAGCUUCAACGCCACGGACAUGGCCGAAGAGUGGAAGAAAGUGCGGGACUGGUGUCCCUCCUGCGCCAAUUUUCGGGCCGCCGUCCGCAAAGCUAAUGGCAGCGCGGGUUACGACGGAUGGCAUUCGAGCGAGCUGAAGCUGAUUUCAGAACACUUCGAGUUUCUCUUGUUCGACCUCUACAUGAUGUGGCGCGACACCUGCGAGGCUCUCCUGGUCGAGCGCCCCUCCCUGGAGCUCCAGCACCUCAUUUUCGCUUGGCGCGUCGUGGGGGUGCCCAAGAAGGACCCCACGCAGUCUCGCCCCAUCGGGGUGGGCUCGGUGCUCCUCCAGGCCUGGCUCACAGCCUGUGAGCCGAGCCUCCCCACGCCGCAGGACGCCGACUUCGCCUGCAAGGCUGGCUCCACGGUGGUGCACGCCUGCUGCCUGUGGCUGCACGCCUGCCAGCACGGCCAGUGCGAUGGUCUCCCCUGGGACAUCAAUGGUACGAAGUUUCUGUUCAUGGACGACCGCUGGAAGCGGGGCGACAAGCAGCAGAUCGAGCACAUUGGCAUCCUCGCCGUGCCCGACGACCCCUACGCGAAGAUCACGCCCGCAGCAGGCUGGGACAAGCUCCGCAAGUGCCUGGCAGCCAUUCGCCGCCUCCCUGGAGGCAGCGAGUCCCAGGCCACGGCCGUGCGAGCCUACGCGAAGUGCACUUGGUGGUGCCGGGGGCGUAUCAAGGCCUCCAACAUCGACUUGCACCCUGUCUACAGCGCGGUCCUCGUGGCCAUCGAUCGCAUUGCCUAUUGGGAAAUUCAGUGGAGUGAUUUCCUCGAGGUGAACUUCAUGGCGCUUUUCGAGGCCAUCGGUUUCGAAUUCUUGCAGUAUGACCCUGGGCGCGGUGUCCAAUUCCGACGUCCAGUUGACGAGCCGGACGCGCUCGUACGACGCCUGCGUGGACGCAGACACAUUUGUUGGAGCGACGAGAAGAAGGUGCCGCACCUGAUCCGCCAAGUAUGCCGGGCAAGAGCCUUGGCCAAUACCCGUGCUGAGCGCAAUGACGCAGAGGGGGUUGACCAGAUCGACCUCGAAGCCUCCUCGGCCAAAGUUUGGGCCAUUUUCAGAGGCUCCCUGACGCUUGAGGACUAG